This is a messenger RNA of Filobasidium floriforme, 1548 nucleotides long. RefSeq lists its product as uncharacterized. The coding region runs from base 1 to 1548 and encodes 515 amino acids. The transcript is spliced from 5 exons. Gene Ontology annotation, molecular function: phosphatidylinositol kinase activity. Gene Ontology annotation, biological process: phosphatidylinositol metabolic process. NCBI's taxonomy places the organism in Eukaryota, Fungi, Basidiomycota, Tremellomycetes, Filobasidiales, Filobasidiaceae. The record is from RefSeq and is a predicted model, not a curated record.
AUGCAAUCGGUACGCACACCUAUCGGUCAGCCGCAAGGAUCGUUCGCAUGGGAUCAGCAGCCGUCUUUGGCCAGUCUCAGGCGCGCUAGUCAGACCGAGGUGCCAGGAUUGCAAGGUUCGGCGCUCGAUCCGGAUAUUCUGGCCGAGGCGGAAAAGCUGAGACGGGAGCGGUUAUCGAAACGGCAGCGCAAGAGGAGCACUGCUCCGGUCACGGGUCAACAACAGGCGGAAACUCAACCAGUGGUUCUCAAUGACGGUUCGGCCUUCGUGGGCAAUUUGAUUGGCGAAGAUCACGUCAACUACGUUUUGAUGUACAACAUGUUGACGGGUAUCAGGAUAGGAGUAUCCCGAUGUCAGGCAAAGAUGAAGCGACCGCUUACGCCCGAAGACUUCACGGCCAAGCAUAAGUAUUCCUUUGACAUUGUCGGUAACGAACUAACGCCAUCAGCUCGUUACGACUUCAAGUUCAAGGAUUAUGCGCCGUGGGUCUUUCGAGAAUUGCGGGAGGACUACUUUCACCUGGAUCCGGCCGACUAUUUGUUGUCCUUGACGGCGAAAUACAUCCUGUCCGAACUCGGAUCGCCAGGAAAGUCGGGAUCCUUCUUCUAUUUUUCGCGAGACUACCGCUUCAUCAUCAAGACAAUUCACCACGCCGAACACAAGUACCUCCGGUCGAUCCUCAAAGAUUACCAUGCGCACAUCAAGAACAACCCUCAUACGCUCAUGUCUCGGUUCUACGGUCUCCAUCGGGUCAAGCUGCCGCGCGGUCGCAAGAUUCACUUUGUCAUUAUGAACAACUUGUUCCCGCCACAUCGCGAUAUCCACGAGACGUACGAUCUCAAGGGUUCAGCGGUGGGCCGAGAAUACCCGGAAGAAAAGGCCAAGAUCAACCCCAAGGCCACGUUGAAGGACCUCAACUGGUUCCACCGAGGCAGAAUGUUCGAGCUCGGACCAGAAAAGCGAGCCCUGUUUGGGGAACAGCUUCGACGAGAUCGCGAUUUCUUGUGUCACAUCGGAGUCAUGGACUAUUCGCUGUUGAUCGGGAUCCACAACAUGGAACGAGGCAACAAGGACAACAUCCGCGAAGGUCAACUAAGCGUCUUCCAACCUAACGUUAACACCGCUAUGCGAAGGAAACCGAGUUCGAUCAAGGGGGGUUCCGAGGCGGCGGCCAUGCGUAAAGCCGUCAGGCGAUCCGAUCCCAAGGCCUUGACUUCGGCCGUAGCAGAGCUUCCGACCUCGGACUCUGCCGAUCGACGGCAUUUCUUGUUCUACCAAGACGAGGGCGGUCUUCGGGCGACCGACGAGGCUAACGACGCCAUGGACAUUAUCUAUUAUCUGGGAGUCAUCGACAUCCUCACGCCAUACAAUACGACGAAAAAGCUCGAACAUCUCUGGCGGAGCUUGACAGAGAAGGAUCGACACAUGGUAUCUUGCGUCCCGCCCGACGAGUAUGGAGAGCGAUUCUUGGCAUUCUUGAUAUCCUUUUUCCGGGAUGCCGACGUGACUAAACGACCCCGCAUGGAGCUCAAGACGAAGACUGAAUAA